GGCUUGUCAGAACAGCAAAGAUGUCCGCGCUCAUUUGAAAACCUGUCGCACCCCAACUUCACAUUUUUAGCAACGCAACAGAUUAUUUUUUUAUGUUAGCGCAGCCGAAGACUUUGUGCCCAAGCCAGCUUUACUGCAGGGGAAGACGAGGACUCCGCGACAAGGGCCAGCUCAUUCCUUAUUAGCUGUUGCAUGGUUCUUUCAUGCCAACCUCAUAUGAAGAUCUUAGUAAUCAAGACAGUAAAGAUCAAGGGGAGUCGUGUCUUUGCUGUGAUGAUGGAAAACGUAGAGAAGAACGAGGAAAAACAAAUAAUGCUGAAAUCUGGAACUCAUGUCGGAAGUCGUGUAUGAAGAGACAGCCACGAUGAUUGCAGCAGGGGAUUUGCAUUCGUUUGUCCCAUUUGGCCGCGAGCACUGCAGGAACCAUCCGAAUGCCUUCAACCUGCAGCUCAGGGAGCUCCAGCCGGCCUCCGAGCUCUGGUCCUCAGACGGCGCCGCUGGCUUGGUGGGGUCCCUGCAGGAAGUCAGUCUGCAGGAAAGAGAGCGGGAAUCUUGGCAGCUCAGGAAGGGCCACACGGGAGUCAACGAGGAUGAGGCUGAGUUUGAGGAAGAACUUUAUGCUGCAGGAAAUGUGGCUGUUUGGAGCCAAGGCAGUCGAACACAAGCCUCCAGUGUGUACAAGGCCUUCACCGUGGACAGCCCGGUGCAGCAGGCUUUAUGGUGUGACUUUGCUGUUCCCCAGAACAACAAUGAAGCGGAAGAACUGGAGCAAACGGUUUGCAUCGUCCAGAGUAGCUGUAUUAAUGUGCACACGGUGACCGGGAAGGACUUCAUCUCACCACUGCCUUUCCAGGUUUCAAACGUCUGGGCGACCAAGUUCGGACUGUUGUUGGAAAGGAAAAAUGCAGCAAAUGACACACAGCCGAACCCCCCUGGGGAACUCCUUCCUACAGUGUUCAGCAUGCUGCAUCCUUUAGAUGAGAUUGCACCAAUUGUCAGCAAACCUUCAGGCCUCUUCGAAGGCACCCGUGUGCAGUAUGUGUCGGACCCCAACAUGAAGAUAGUGUUCACCUGCUGCCAGCCUUCUAUAGUCAUAUCAUACGACACCGUACAGGGAACACACACGGUGUGGGCCCUGCGCAAGGUCACACAGGAUGAACGCUCCACGGUCCUGAGGUGUCCGACAGAACCAGCUGGGACACCGAUGAGUUUGAUGGCUUCAGGCUUUCUAACGUCUCAUUUACGCAACGCCUCACAUCUGGACUCACCGGGUGGAUGUGGAGCAAUGGGGCUCAGUUCUGCAGCGGGAAUAAGUUCUGCUCUCAGCUCUCCUCUGCACUACAGCGCUCUGCACAGUCACCAGAGCAGGAUCAUGACCUCCUCGCCAGGAGUACACCCUCGAGUUCAUUCCCCAAGUAUAUCCAAUAUGGCUGCCUUAAGUCGGGCCCACUCUCCAGGCAUGGCCGCUCCGUCCUUUUCUGGCACGUCUCGCUUCAACACGUCCUUUCACACCCCAUCCCCCAGGGGGCACCAUGGUUUGUUACCAUCUCCUAACAGCACUGCCAACGAGAGCAUGCUUGUCCUGGAGAUGGAGCCCAUUAUACCGGACCUCUGUGUGGAGCAGCUGUGGAGUGAGACGGUCCCCACUGGCUGUCACAGGGAGAUGAGCAGCCAGGCAUCUAAAGUAUUCCUGACAUCCGACCUCUGUGAGAAUCACUACCUUUGUUUCCUGGUGGAAUCUCAUCAACACCUCAGAUGUGUUAAGUUUAUUCAGAGCAACGAUUCCACACAGCUCAUCUUCCCCUCUGUCACAACCAUCCCUGCCAAAGAUGCUGCACCUCUGCAGAACAUAGAUGCCAUGUUGGUUCUGGAGGCUUGUGGCAGUCUGGUUCUCUACACGGGAGUCACGAGGGUCAGUAAGGUGUAUGUCCCCAACCUGCCGUCUCCCUCCAUCAGCCUGAACAACUGCCUCCCUCAUCUCAGCAUGGCGGUAGAGACAGUUAGUACUCCUAACUCAGGCAGCAGGCAGAUCCACAGACUUAAUGAGGAUGCUAUGCCCUCUCCGGUGUCGGACCUGAAGAGCUUAAACAUUAAACACCACGAAGCUUCAUUCUUUGAAGAUUACACUUUUCAACAACCCACGCCCUUCAUCCACACUUUACGGGACCCAGUUUGCAACCGGGUCACUCUGGAGCUGAGCAGUGGCGUGAUGCUGAGGAUUUCUAUCCCAGAGAUAGCUACUUCUGAGCUGGUGAGGAGGUGCCUUCAAGCGGUUCGCUUCAUCCUGCCCAAAGAAGUUGCCAUGAAGGUUCUGGUGAAGUGGUACAACAUCUACAACGCCCCCGGCGGUCCCAGUGCUCAUGCAGAGUGGAGCCAGUUUGUCACCUGCUUUAUGACACUGAUGGGCUACAACACCGAGCGCCUGGCCUGGACUCGACACCUCCAGUUUGAAGUCCCGCUGUCUCCAGUUAUCGCUGCUAAGAAGGCUCGCCCCUCUGAUCGAGGCUCUGAUGAGGACUGGGACUACCUCUUGGCAUCUCAUUAUCAUCGUCAGAUAAAUUCUCAGCCUGUCUGUGGUUCAGUGGACUCCUGUGGUGCCAGUGACGUCACUACAGAGAAAGAGGACCCGCCUUGUACGGCUUCUCCAUCCAGUUCAUCUCUGAAACUUGAGAGCUCGGCUCCUCUGUUCCCUCACAUCCCCGCCCUCUUCUAUGUUCUCCAUCUGCUCUACCAGGAGCUGCAGCUGGACGAGCUGCACAGGGCAAGAGCUGCAUCACUGGUGUGUCUGCUGCAACAACUGGCCAGAGACCUUCAGAUGGAGGAAUAUGUUGAUUUGUACUGGAGAGACUACCCGUCAUUAAUUAGCUGCUUCACUGAGAGCUGCAUGAUAGACCAGGCUGUGAUUGGCCAGAUGCAGCGCCCAUCCUUCCUGAGGUCGGAUCCUCCAUGCGUGUUCACCUGGCUCAGCAGCUGCUUGAGAGGGGAAGAAAGUCCCCCAUUCCCAUUCCUGCCUGGCAUCUGUCAGAGGACCAAGCUGCUGCUUCUGAGUUACGCUCUCUACAUCAUUGGAGAUGUUAAUGCUACGUCUACAAAUGUAUCAAAGUACCUGUUCAAGCUCUCAGCAGGCCAGAAGUCUUAUGCUAGUGAGCCAAACUUCAGAAGGCAGAGCAGUGUGAAGGUCAGGUUUUCCAGUGAGAGUCUAGCUGAGCAACUGGUGGUGUGGCUCAGCUCACAGGGCUUCACCCUGAAGGACUUGGAGUCGGUCCCCUUUGGGGUGGCUUUGCCUAUCAGAGAGGCAAUUUGUCAGUGUCGCGAGCAGCCGUCUUCUGAUUGGCCAGAGGAAGUCUGUCUGCUGAUUGGCCGACAGGACCUGACCAAACAAGCUCACAAGAUGACCCUGGCAAAAACCAAAGCUUCUGUAGGGUCAGGAUUCUCCUUGGUCCCUCCUGCAUCCACAGAAGCAGACGAGGAGGAAGACGGGAUGUUGGACAUAAUUCAUGAGGUGACCGGACUGAUCUGGAGUCAGGAUUUAAGGGUCCAGGAAGUCAGGAGGUUACUCCAGAGCUCCAGGCCAGUCCGGGUCAGUGUUGUCCAGCUACCGGAAGUUUCUGACCAUGAGUACAUAGAGGAGAAAGAGAACAAACUUUUGCAGUUGUGUCAGAGGACGAUGGCUCUUCCGGUCGGCAGAGGCCUCUUCACGCUCUUUUCUUACCAUCCAGUACCGACUGAACCUUUGCCUGUACCAAAACUCAAUCUUACAGGCCGGGCCUCUCCCAGGAACACCGUGGUCGAUCUCAACAGUGGGAACAUUGAUGUUCCUCCCAAUAUGACCAAUUGGCCCAGUUUUCAUAACGGAGUUGCAGCAGGGCUUAAAAUAGCUCCUGCUUCACAAGUGGACUCUGCCUGGAUUGCGUACAACAAGCCGAAGAGCCCUGAGCUGGCUAACGAGUACGCAGGCUUUCUCAUGGCCCUCGGCCUCAACGGACACCUCACCAAGUUGGCUACGCUCAACAUACAUGACUAUCUCACCAAGGGCCAUGAGAUGACCAGCAUUGGACUCCUACUAGGCGUUUCUUCUGCCAAGCUGGGCACCAUGGACAUGUCAAUCACCCGACUGCUCAGUAUUCACAUUCCUGCCCUUCUCCCACCCACCUCCACUGAGCUGGACGUGCCACACAAUGUUCAGGUUGCUGCUGUCAUUGGUAUUGGGCUGGUGUACCAGGGAACAGGACACAGACACAACGCUGAAGUCUUGCUGUCUGAGAUAGGUCGACCCCCAGGUCCUGAGAUGGAGUACUGUACUGACAGGGAGUCCUAUUCACUCGCUGCUGGACUUGCUCUCGGCAUGGUUUGUCUUGGGCAUGGCAGCAACCUGAUUGGGAUGACUGACCUCAAUGUGCCUGAACAGCUGUACCAGUACAUGGUCGGGGGCCAUCGCAGAGCUCAGGCUGGGGCCAGCAGGGAGAGACACAAGUCUCCGAGUUAUCAGAUCAAGGAGGGUGAUACGAUAAAUGUAGACGUGACUUGUCCUGGGGCCACACUGGCCCUCGCCAUGAUCUACCUCAAGACCAACAACAGGUCGAUUGCUGAUUGGCUGAAACCUCCAGACACCUGGUUUCUGCUGGACUUCAUUAAGCCAGAGUUUCUGCUGCUGAGGACUCUUGCAAGGUGCAUUAUCAUGUGGGAUGAAAUCCUGCCUAACACAGAGUGGGUUAAGAGUAACAUACCCCAGAUCAUGAGAGGAAAUUUUGACCCCUCAGAAGAUAUCAAUAUGGACACAAUGGCUCAAGCUCAAGACUACAUCACAGCUGGCGCGUGUAUGGCCUUGGGUUUGCGCUUUGCCGGCUCUGCCAGUUCUGAUGCCUUCGACUGCCUCUAUGAGUUUGCCAGGACUUUCAUGAAGAUGAUGUCUUUUGCUGGGACAGCUGCUGUGGGUGCUCAGAUGGGUUAUUAUAACCUACAAACAUGUCUGUCAAUGAUUCUGCUGGCGAUGUCGAUGGUAAUGGCUGGCACGGGGAACCUGAAGGUCCUGCAGCUCUGUCGCUUCUUUCACAAGAGGACCGGCGGCGAGAUGAACUACGGCUUUCACAUGGCUCAUCACAUGGCUCUUGGCCUGCUCUUCCUGGGAGGUGGCAGAUACAGCCUCAGCACUUCCAACUCAGCCAUCGCAGCCCUACUCUGUGCCUUGUACCCUCACUUUCCUGCUCACAGCACCGACAACCGCUAUCACCUGCAGGCCCUGCGGCACCUGGCUGUACUGGCGGCAGAGCCCCGGCUUCUGGUUCCUGUGGACGUAGACUCCCUGAAGCCUUGCUAUGCUCUGUUAGAAGUCACUUAUAAGGGAACCAAGUGGUAUAAUGAGACCACAGUAGAACUGAUGGCUCCCACCCUCCUUCCUGAGCUUCACCUUCUCAAACAGGUAAAGGUAAAGGGGCCACGGUACUGGGAGCUGUGUUUAGACCUCAGCAAAGAAACUCAGCAUCUGAAGUCCAUCCUGAUCCGAGAUGGCGUGUUGUAUGUAAAGUUGCGGGCCGGACAGCUGCCCUACAAAGACGACCCUCAAGGUUGGAAGAGCCUGCUGGCCACAACGGUCAACCAUCGAAACCCUGGAGUCACAGCCUUCAAGCCCGCAGCCAUCUCCACCUUCACCUCGGAGCCUGCCCUCAUCUCCUUCGCUGAAUUCUUCUGUAAAACCUCUGAGGGACUGAAAUCUAGUGAAGACAGCCUUGUGUUGUUCUCAGCAAUGCUGUAUGAGUGUGUUACACAGGAGUGUCCUGAGAUGCUGCCAACGUAUAUCGCUAUCGAGCAGGCGGUGGGAACCUUGCGUCGAGGCGACCUGCAGCAGACCUUUCCCUUGUGGCAGCUGCGUCUGGUGGUGGAGUUGUGGGACAGCAGGAUGCUGCGGGGUGCUGCAAACAAACAGGACUCCUUGCUAACCUCAGAGUUUCUUCCUGUCAUGAAGAAUGCAGUGGAUGUGGCGCUGGACACCUGGCUCAAAGACCAUAGCUCAGUGUUGAGAUCCUACAUGAGGGGCGAGGAUCUAUCCAGGAACGCACAGUCCGUCACGUUGGCCUGCUUUCUGGUGUACCGCUCCAUCCCGUACUUUAGAAACACAAACACACACCUGGAGGGGUGCAGCUCCUUUGCAGAUUUAUUGUUGCGUAGCAGCCAGCUGGGCAUCCCUCUGAGAGACCUGUUGAGACUGGUACCCCUCCUGAGUUCUGCAUCUGGAUCACAGUCACUGCUCUUCCCUCUGCAGACAUUUUCAUCCUGAUGUUCACAGCCAGUCCGUUUGAAUCUCAGGGAUGCAGUUCAGCCCCGUGCUGCAAAAAAGGAGGUGGGAAAACAGCAGCUGACGUAUACAGCAAGUGUCAAAUUGUGACACCUUCAGUGUUACAGCGAGAACAUGGAAAAUACAGACUUGUUUCCUUGGCAAACUCUGAUAAAUGGAAUAACAUUUUUUUUAUACGCUGGUGUUGUUUAGCUUUUUUUUUUUUUUUUUACUAUAUGUAAAACUGCAGCAACCCUGCAGUAUAUGUGCCAAUUUUGUGGUGCAACUAAUCUUUUGUGGAACUGGGUGAGUUGUUCAGAAGUCGAGCUGCAGCAGGUUUCAUCAAAGAGCUGAACUAAGAAGAACAGGAAUGAACAGAACACCAACAGUAAGGCAUGACAAUAAAAGAGAAAAAUACCUGUAAAUAUUGUGGUUUCCUAGUGUGUGUGACUUUU
Messenger RNA from Fundulus heteroclitus (mummichog), 6726 nucleotides. RefSeq names its product anaphase promoting complex subunit 1 (gene anapc1). Gene Ontology annotation, molecular function: molecular adaptor activity. Lineage: Eukaryota; Metazoa; Chordata; Actinopteri; Cyprinodontiformes; Fundulidae. The transcript has 54 exons. The record is from RefSeq and is a predicted model, not a curated record. Gene Ontology annotation, cellular component: anaphase-promoting complex. Bases 332 to 6274 code for a protein of 1980 amino acids. Gene Ontology annotation, biological process: protein K11-linked ubiquitination; anaphase-promoting complex-dependent catabolic process; metaphase/anaphase transition of mitotic cell cycle.